AUGGCGGAAGAAGUCAGCGCACCCGUGUCUGCGGACGCCACCAAGACUUUGGAGGAGACGACGCGUUCUGAAGGCGCCAUUGCAGAGCCUGCCGUCGCAGAGGCGAGACCGGACGAGGGCGGAGUCGUAGCCACCUCAGGUGUCACGGAAGUCCCUCCCACCGACCCCACCACAGAAGAGCCCGCUGCCAAACACGAUGACUCUGCCGACGGGCAGGCAGACACGCCAGCCCCAGAUGACAAGACUGACGCACCUGCCACCGAAGAUGCACCCACGAGCAACGGUACUCCCCCACCCAAAAAGGCUACAAACGGCAAACGCAAGUCUGGAGCGGGUGUACCCGAACAUAAGAAGAAAACACCAGCCAAAGGCAAAAAAAAUGCACCUAAAUUGCGGCUCGAUGUCUCAGCAGGGGACAUGUUCAUGGUCGCCAUGCGUGGAUAUCAGCCAUGGCCUGUAAUUGUGUGCGACGAGGAGAUGCUCCCCGAGUCCUUGCUCAGCAAGCGUCCUGUCAGCGCUAAGCGCAUUGAUGGCACGUAUCGUGAGGACUUCCUUGAGGGCGGCAAAAAUGCGAAGGAUCGGCGAUACCCGGUCAUGUUCUUGGGCACCAAUGAAUUCGCUUGGCAAGUGAACACCGAACUCCUGGACUUUGACAUUGAGGAGGUGAAGAAGGACGUCGAGUCCGGCAAGCAAGGCAAGAAGAACAAGGCUCUGUGGGAGGCUUAUCAAGUCGCUGCAGAAGGCCAUGAUCUCAACCACUUCAAGCAGUUGCUGGACGCGCACGAGUCAGCAUUGCAGGAAGAGACUGCAAAGCUUGAAGAGAAGGAGCAGUUGAAGAAAGAGAAGGCUGAAAAAGCCACGAAGCGCAAGAGCACGGCCGCGGCUGGCUCGGAGGAUGUAGAGAUGGAGGAUGCUGGUGACGGUGCCACCCCGUCCACGAAGAAGAAGUCUACCAAGAAGCGUAAGAAGACUGACGAGAGCGACGGGGAAAACGAGAAUGACAAGCCUGCAAAGACCCCUAAGACAAAGCUGAAGCUCACCACCAAGACUCCUAAGGAGGCUUCGGCAGCCAAACCAAAGAAGGAGCCCAAGUCUAAAAAGAAGGCAAGCGAAGAAGCUGAGCCGGCUGUUCCUGAAGAGCCUCCAAUGACUGAAGAGGAGCGUCUGCAGAAGCGCGAGAAGCAAGUUCUCUAUCUCCGCCAUCGCCUCCAAAAAGGCUUUCUCGCACGAGACCAGGCACCCAAGGACGAAGACAUGUUGAACAUGUCCGACUACUUGAAGCAACUUGAAGCCCAUGAGGACCUCGAGGCCGAAGUGAUCAAGAAAACCAAAGUUCACAAGGUGCUCAAGGCUAUUAUGAAGCUAGAGACAAUUCCGUUGGAAGAAGAGUAUAACUUUAAGACGCGCUCGAACGAUCUCCUUGGAAAGUGGAGCAAUGCGUUGGCCUCGGAGAACGAACCCACCAGUGGUGUAGGUGGGCCAUCGGCCGAGCCAGCCACAAAUGGUGCGAAUGAAGGAGAUGAGAAGAAGACGGACUCAGUCAAGGACGAACAGAUGGCUGAGAAGACCGACGACGAGGAAAAGAAGGAUGAUAGCCCGGCAGCUGAUGCUACCGCCACGAAAGCUGCCGACGCAGAUGGCGACAUUGCAAUGUCUGAGGCAGACAAAGAGAUUAUCAAGGACGCACCAGCAGUAAAAGCUGGGGCUGAAGCAACAAACCCAGCUGCGGCAGAGAAUGCCACCGAUGAUACCGAGAUGUCCACUGCGUAG
This is a messenger RNA of Plenodomus lingam JN3, 1770 nucleotides long. RefSeq lists its product as uncharacterized. NCBI's taxonomy places the organism in Eukaryota, Fungi, Ascomycota, Dothideomycetes, Pleosporales, Leptosphaeriaceae. The record is from RefSeq and is a predicted model, not a curated record.